AUGGCAAUGAAGAUCGCCCUAUCCAUCUUGUCACUCUUGCCCGCCGCCCUUGCCACCACUUGCGUGGCAGAGUCUGGCUGCGCCGGCUGUGGCCAAGUCGCCAGCGCCUCGUUCGUCCAGGACGGCAGCGACCUGGUGGCCGACGCUCCUGGCUGGGGAACCUUGACCUUGUCUGGCUCCACCAUUGAGCUUGAGAACGUGUCUGGUAGCGUCUUGACGAUUUGCAAUUAUGGCACCGUCUGCUACUACAUCUCGGAACACAGUUCUUGCACUGUCGGCAAGCCUGAUUCAUUCAAUACCGGCCUAGGAAUUCAGGUCUGGCAGCACCCAUAA
Pestalotiopsis fici W106-1 is the source of this 333-nucleotide messenger RNA. RefSeq lists its product as uncharacterized. NCBI's taxonomy places the organism in Eukaryota, Fungi, Ascomycota, Sordariomycetes, Amphisphaeriales, Sporocadaceae. Bases 1 to 333 code for a protein of 110 amino acids. The record is from RefSeq and is a predicted model, not a curated record. The transcript has a single exon.